AUGGACAAUCCAAUGAUUUCACCAGUUGAAGCCAGUGGUCAAGAUGAGUGUGUUGAUUAUAAGCCUUGGACUGGCAUGAAGUUCAUGUCGAAGAUUGAGGCAUAUGAUUCUUACAAUCGAUAUGGAGGAAUAGUUGGGUUUAGUGUUAGAAGAGAUUAUGUACAUUGGUUAAAUAUUGGUGAUAAGAGAAUCAUAAAACAAAGGAGAUUUGUAUGUUGUAAAAAAGGACAUCGGAAAAAGGACAAGAGAGAUGUUAACACGACCAAGCCUCGUGCAGAAACCAGAACCGAUUGUCCUGUAAGAAUGGGAAUUUCUAUACUGAAGAAUGGAGGGUAUGAAUGUAAGGAUUUUUGUGAUGAUCAUAGCCAUGAACUUCAUACACCAGAUUCUACUCAUUUUAUUCGGUCUCAGCGUAAGAUAUCAAAGGUAGAUGCCUAUGAAAUACAUAUGGCUGAUGAUACUGGCAUCAGGCCCAUGGCCACUUUUGAUUUAAUGGGUAUGCAAGCAGGGGGAAGAGAAAACUUCGGUUACACCAAGGAAGAUCUUAGGAAUUAUCUUCGAACUAAACGUUAG
Messenger RNA from Telopea speciosissima, 573 nucleotides. Its product is annotated as protein FAR-RED IMPAIRED RESPONSE 1-like. The record is from RefSeq and is a predicted model, not a curated record. Lineage: Eukaryota; Viridiplantae; Streptophyta; Magnoliopsida; Proteales; Proteaceae. The transcript has a single exon. The coding region runs from base 1 to 573 and encodes 190 amino acids.